Molecule: messenger RNA, 1416 nt
Organism: Hylaeus volcanicus
Lineage: Eukaryota; Metazoa; Arthropoda; Insecta; Hymenoptera; Colletidae
Product: tRNA (adenine(37)-N6)-methyltransferase-like
Exons: 7
Coding region: 163-1395 (410 amino acids)
Source: RefSeq, a predicted model, not a curated record
UAGCACACAAUUAAAAUCAAUCAUGUCCUUAGAAGGCACGUUAUGCAAUUCCCGGAACGUUAUAAUUCAGGCUGCGACAAGUAUCGUUAGUUAUAUCAUUUGGCAUUAUAAAGAGGUAAAAACAGAAUGUCACAAAAAUUCAAAAAGAAAUAAAAAUCCUUAAUGUUUCCUAACCUUUUUUGCAUCAACUAUAAGCAUGAAUUUAACAUUUCGAUGUUUCCCUUAAGUAGUAUCAAAUUUGUAGCAUCAAAAUCUAAAUUUUACGGUUUAUUAACAUCCACCUUUCCUCUCGAAUAUUCAUUUCGAGAAAAUAAGGGAUCCCGAGAAUUUAACAUUGCAAAAGCUCAAGAAUUAACUGAGAGUAUUCUCACCAACGUGCGAAAAGAAUCUAUAAACCACACUUGUGCUCUUCCUCGUGAAUGUGAAUGGUGUUCAAAUAUAGAGGUUUUCAAUGACAACAAAUUGAAAAUGGAGUCACUUAGAUCAGGACAUCUGAAUGUAGUAUUUACUAAUUUCAAAAAAUCGAGCAAAACCGGAUUUAAUACUCAUGAAAAACUAAAACCAGAAGAGUUUCCCCAAGCCUUUGAACGUUCAUCUAAAAAUUCUUUAACUGCUAAAUAUAUUGGAAUUGUACGUAGUUGUUUCAGAACCAAGUAUGGAGUUCCAAGACAAGGUCUCCUAGUAUCAAAAGCGAAAGGAGUUAUUGAAUUCACUACAGAUAUUGAUCACAGUUUUUUAGAAGGGCUUGAUGAAUUUUCUCACUGUUGGUUAAUAUGGGUUUUCCACAUUGGGCACAGUGAAUCAAUAAAGGGAAAGGUACGGCUUCCUAAAUUACAAGGAAAUCGUAAGGGAGUUUUCGCAACCCGAUCCCCGCACAGACCUUCUCCCAUCGGUCUUUCUUUAGUCAAAAUAGACCGUGUACUUUGUAAUGAAGUUAUGAUUAGUGGUUUAGACCUGGUAGAUGGAACACCUAUUUUAGACAUCAAGCCGUAUCAUCCGUUUGAUCACAUAUCUCCAGCAGUGUUUCCUACGUGGAUUCCGGAUGCUGAAGCUAGGGUUAAAGUAAAAUUUGCUGAAGGCGUUUUAGACAAGCUACACGAACUCAUACAAUGGACACAGAGUGGUAGAAAAGGUGAAAAGAUAUCAAAACAAGGAGGAAUUUCACCUUUUCAAUUUUUCUCAUCAUGCGACGACUUUCUUCAAACUGUUACUGAUUUACUUGGUCAAGAUCCACGCACUCCGCAACAAUGUCGAAGCGAUGCCGAAAAAACAAAUAUAUGUUUUGUGGAUAAUUUUGAAAUAUCUUAUGUGAUUGAUGGUCUCUCCAAAGUGGCAACGGUCAACAAAAUACGUUUUGAUCGUAAAAAUAAUCUUAAAAAGGAUGCGAAUUAUUAGUAGAAAAUUUUGAAACGUACU